Molecule: messenger RNA, 3580 nt
Organism: Bursaphelenchus xylophilus (pine wood nematode)
Lineage: Eukaryota; Metazoa; Nematoda; Chromadorea; Rhabditida; Aphelenchoididae
Source: the annotation of a GenBank genome assembly
AUGGUGGGAGUCGAAUCGAUUGUCGAGGUUCAGUUGGACGACAGAGUUUGCCGAUUAAAUCCCACGAAUCAACAGCACGUUCUUGAGCCAAGUCCGAGUUUGUUCAUCGCCAAGCCUAGAGUAAGUUCUCACAAGAUGUUUUUUAUCUAAGAUUUUAGGAGAAACUAAAGGUUAGGCGUCCAGUAACAAAAGAAUGCCACAGCAAUUUGGAGGACGUCAAAAUGCCAGAAGACUAUUAUGUCUUUACUGGAAAUGAAUUCGAGACCUCAGAAAAUUCUGUAGAAUACGAUGUUGAGGAUGUGGUAAGUAUAUUCGUUGUUAGUUCAUUGUUCUUUAGGAUGUGGAAUGGCUCCGACUUGUAAAUGACAAAAGAGCCAAGGAUAAGCUUAAACCUUUGACGGAGGAUGAGGUUGAAAAGGCGAUUGACAGGUUCGAAAAGGCUUCACAUUUUCAGGUAAAUGGUUUGUUUAUGUUGUGGAUCUAGUUUGUCAGAUUUCUUGUCCCUUUUUGAUUUAAAUUAUAUUGAUUUAGGUGAUUUAUUGGGUAAUAUAUAUGUAUAAUUAUUUCUAGAGUGAACAUCGACCACCUCAAGUCGACGACGAUGCCCCUUGUUGUAUAUGCAACGAGGCCGAAGACGCAAAUACAAAUCAAAUUAUAUUUUGUGACAUGUGCAAUAUUGCUGUUCAUCAAGAAUGCUACGGAGUGCCAUACAUCCCUGCGGGUCAGUGGUUGUGUCGGAAGUGCCAGUUAUCUCCUUCUCAACCUGUCCAAUGUGAGCUUUGCCCCUUCAAAGAUGGGGCUUUCAAGCAGACAGCAGAUGGCAAAUGGGUUCAUGUCGUCUGUGCCCUCUGGCUGAGCGAAGUUCAUUUUGCAAAUGUGGUAUUUUUGGAACCAGUGGAAGGUGUAAAAAAUUCGUUAAAACGAAGGGCCAAAUUAACUUGUCAGGUGUGCCGAAUCAAGCAUGGAGCUUGUCUGCAGUGCAGUAAGGUAGGAUAAUAUAAAAAGUUUUGAAUUAUUUGCCAAAUGUCUCUCUAAUGUCAAUCUUUUUGCUUAUUAUUGCUAUUAAAAGCAGUUUUUGACGGUCUAUUAAUUCAGAAGUGCUGCGUUCGACCAUUCCAUGUGACAUGCGCAAUAUUCAGCGAGAUGCUAAUGGAAGUCCGACAAUCUGAAAAAGACGGCUCGGAAGAUACAGUUGUAGAGCGAUUCGUAUAUUGUCAUCAGCAUUCUGCCGCAAAGUAAGUUUUUAUUUCCAUUUUUGUUUAUCUUUUAGGGCCAAGGUUGAUAUCCACUCAUCUUCAUUCAAACGAUUGGUUUCUGAGAAGUUGAAACGAGCAAGAAGAGCCCUCCAAAACUCAUCCAAACAGAUCAACAACCUUGUAUUGCCGGUGGUUCCGAGGUCUCAGUUCGAUGAUAUAAAGUCAGAGCUAAAAGUUGACCGACCAGAAGAUUUGUUGCAUUUUUGGUUCCUCAAAAGAAGGGCAAGAUGUGGAGUGCCGCUAUUACGAAGGCUACAAGUAUAUCACAGCAAGAAACAAGUGGGACGACGGUCAGGCGAAGGACUUCUUGAUGAAAUUACAGCAGCUGGAAGGGAUAGCAGUCAGUGGGAUCAGUUGCUAAGGACGGGAAAACUCAGGAAUAACCUUGAAAAGCUCAGGUUGCUAGUCGAAUUAGUAAAGAAACGGGAGAAAAUCAAAUUGGAAACGGUAAGAGUUCAUUUCAUUGCUGUUUCGGUGGAUAUUUUGUUGCUAUCUGAGGUCAACUUCACUGUAUUAUCCAUGAUUUCAGAUACAAAAUUAUCGGGAUAUUGUUGAAAACGCCCUAAAAUCGAUUAGAACCAUCCUAGAAGAGACCCUGGAAAGGCUAGUUGAGAGAGAUCAUCUCCAUGUUUUCACCCAACCAGUAAAUGAAGCAGAAGUUCCCGGGUAUUCGAAUAUAAUCAAGAAGCCCAUUGACUUUGGAAAGAUGUAUAAAAAGCUGGAGAAUGGCGACUACAGAAGAGUGGCAGACCUCAAAGCAGAUUUCGAUUUGAUGAUGAGUAAUUGCGAGAGCUUUAACAGGAAUAAUGAGCAUUUUCUACGAUAUGGCCAGAUCAUCAAGAGCUUAGGAUCAAAGAUUCUGAAGGAAGCUGAAGCUGAGGUGGAAUUAACGGCAUCGGUAGGCUAGCUGAAUUGAAAAUUUUUUAGUUGUAGUAGUUAAUUUUUAAAAGGUUUAUUAUGUCGUCAAAUAUAUUAUACUUAUGUCGCUCCUUUGAUUUCAGCCUAAAAUGUUGUGUGAACUACCAUUUUUGUUCCCUGAAUGCAGCAAGAAUGAGAAUAUGCAGAUUAUAAACCGAGCUAAUUCCAUCGCCGAUAUGACUAAUUCGAAACCCUUAGGUAAGUAAUGGUUAAGUUAUAUUUUAUUCAAAUUUUAGAACGAAGAUCAAGCACAGCCUCCGUGAAAAGCUCGAGGAAGGCACUGAAUGGUUUGAAACGAGGUGAGUGAGGCAUAAAAGAAGUGAAGACUCUGUUGAAUGACCAUGUACAAUAUAACAGUUCUAGGUAGAGACACGGCCCAGCCCAAGAUUCUCGAUUUCUUCAAGCCAGUGGUAACCCCAACCACACCAUCAUCACCUCAAUCACCGCCGCAUAAACGGGCAAGACCCCGAUCCCCAGAAAAAAAGAGCAAAGUUAUCAGAUCUCGACAGGAUUAUUUCACAGAAACGUCCUCGGAUACGGCUGGAGUGAGCACGGAUGAGGAUAUUGGAGGAAUGAGGCGGAGACUGCGGAGGAGUAAUCGAAGUGGACGCCAAAGCGAAAAUGAUAGUGGUAUGCGUUUUAUUUUGCCUGAUUCAAGUUGAACUAGUGGUGAAGGGGUCCCAUCUUGACAUAAUUUGUAUGGCUUUUAGUAUGAGUAUAUUUUAUAAUAUUAGGUGUGUAAGUCCAGUUGAAAUGUCCUGUUCAAUUGUUUUAUAGUGGAAAACGGGAGGCUUUCUUUGAGUUGCUUUCAUGGCGCAGUGGGUUUUGUGAUUUUUUACCAGUCUGAGAGACCCGAGUUCGAUUCCCACCCCCUUGCAAAUAAGCCGAGUUGUGUUGCGUUUAGUGCGUCACAACCAUGCAAACGCAAGGGAAAUUGUAAUGAACUGCAGACAAGACUAUGCUCGACGAUUUGGCAUAGACAUCAAUUCAGUCCAGACAUUGUUUUUAGAUUUGAAAUUUUUGUUUUUUCUGGGUGUUUGUUGUAGCGAAAGUCAUGUUAAUAAUGGGAUUUUACAGAUGCAGUAAAUGGAGCCGACUUCAUGCACAAUGACAUUGUUUGGGCACCCAUGGGCCGAGAAAAAAUGGUCGGCCGAAUCGUAAAGCGGACAUUGGUCGAAUUCGAGGAAGAAAAAGAAAUACGAGACAAAAUAAAACAACUCCGACCGUCCGCAGACCCAUCCAUGGUCCCCAUCCUCUUCUUCGAUGUCAAUUCCACCGUCCAAUAUGUGAAUUACACCGAUCUCAGCCACUGUGAUGUCAUGAAAACCCCCUCCGCCGAUAAUCAAACCCUUCUCGCCGCCUUUGGACGUGCCAAAGAGUACUGGGAGAAGACUAUGAGGGAUUGA